Molecule: messenger RNA, 3148 nt
Organism: Melanotaenia boesemani (Boeseman's rainbowfish)
Lineage: Eukaryota; Metazoa; Chordata; Actinopteri; Atheriniformes; Melanotaeniidae
Product: zinc finger protein ZFMSA12A-like
Exons: 11
Coding region: 105-2288 (727 amino acids)
Biological process (GO): regulation of transcription by RNA polymerase II
Cellular component (GO): nucleus
Molecular function (GO): RNA polymerase II cis-regulatory region sequence-specific DNA binding; DNA-binding transcription activator activity, RNA polymerase II-specific
Source: RefSeq, a predicted model, not a curated record
CCGGCUUGAAGGGGCGGGGCUUAGCCGUUAGCUUGGACGGCUAACGUGGUGUAAACACAGCGGCUGGAACAACUUUACAAAGUUCUCUUUGCGGCUGGAGCAGGAUGGCAGCCUCUCCUCUCCCCAUCUCCUCCCUGCGCCUCCUCACCCCUCCUCUCCGCCUGCUGACAGCAGCCAUGUGGCAAGUGGCGCGCCACCAAAGCGUGAAGCGUUAUGGGAUGCUGGAAGACUUCGUUUCCCUGGUAACUGAGGCUGUCCCCCAGCUGUUGACGGACAGGCAGAGGAGUCUGCUGCUGCUGGCUCUGAGGGCAAAGGUGACCCUCUCUGAUCCAGCUGAUGUUCACGCCCACCUGGACCGGAUCCGCUCCGUCUCCAAGGCAACGCUGGACGAAGACGUGAGUGAUUGCUGCUCUGCUCUGUCUACACUCGCCAACAAGCUGACAGAGACUCCGGAUGAUACUCGGUGCCUUUUGCAGGAGGUGUUUAACCAGAGUUUUGACUCAGCUCUCCAGUCCCUCAUCUCUGACUUUCUGUCCAGGAUCGAGCAGCUGUUCCCUGUCCCCGACUUCAAACAGGCCUCCUCCUGGCUCGAUGCCACUCCCACCGCUCUGGACGAUUGUCUGCAGGACACAGACAGGAAAGAUCUGAGGGAGCUUCUGACCAAUCAGAGCUGUCGACUGGGACAGUCCACCACCACAGUUGGCUGUGACACAGAGAGGACACUCCUCUCCGCCUGGUCCCACCCCCUCCUCACCAAACUGACCAAUCCCGACCCUCCUCCCUCCGACACGGCGGUCCAAUCAGACGUGCUCCCUGAUGUGGGCGGUCCGCUGCAGCUAGACGUGGAGCUGGUGAAGGUGGAGGUGGUGGUGAUAACGGAGGAAGAACAGGAGGAGGUGGAGGAGACUGUGAUUGGUCAGACCGUGUCAUUAGCAGAGACCGAGGCAUCCAAUCAGAGCGAGGAAUGCUCCAUCACACCUGUGAUUCUGGAAGAGGACAGGUUCAAGGACUCGCCUGCAAACUUCACCGGCCAAUCAGAUCACUCCGGCUCUGAAGUCCCAGGUAACCCUCUGCACAGCAUUUCCCACAAUUCUCAGCGUGUGGCCCACAAGUGUCCUCAGUGUGGGAAAUGCUUCAUCUACCGAUCUCAGGUGAUCCGCCACCUGCGCACAAACCGCUCCUGCAGUGGCUUCUCCUCCGCCCCCACAGCCGAAGAGCCCCGCCCCCCGAAACCCCGCCCCUUCAGGACCCACUCCUGCUUCCAGUGCAACGCCAUCUUCAAAAGCACAGCCGAGCUCCUGUCACACCAGCGCUCCCACCGGGCGCGCCCCGUCUACCAGUGCAGCCAGUGCGACAAGGCCUUCCACCACCUGUCCAGCCUGACCAAUCACAAGCAGACCCACCUGGACAAGGGGGGCUUCGCCUGCAGCCGGUGUGAGCAGGUGUUUGAGUCGGCCAAAGAGAGGGACGGCCACCGGCUGCAGCACCGGCUGCCCGACCUCAGCUGCACCGUGUGCUCGCAGACGUUCAGCUCGCAGACGCUGCUGCUGCGACACCUACAGACGCACUCGGUGGAGGGAGCCGAGCUCUGCUACACCUGCCGAUUCUGCGACCAGAGCUUCUCAGGGGUGACGCAGCUUCGUAUCCACCAGCGCACACACACCUUCCGCUCGUACCAGUGUGACCAGUGCACGAAGACGUACGGCUCUCUGACGGGGCUGCAGUCCCACCGGGCGAGCCACAGCAGCGAGAGCCGCUUCCUGUGCCCGCAGUGCGGCAAGCGCUUCAAGACGCGCGACGGCCUGGAGGGGCACCUGAGGACGCACACGGGCGAGCGGCCCUACCGCUGCCCCUACUGCCCCAAGGACUUCACCGCGCUCGCCGGGCUCAACGUGCACGUGCGGCGGCACACAGGGGAGCGGCCGUACGUGUGCACGGUGUGCGGUAAGGGCUGGCCGUCCGGAGGCGACCUGCAGAAACACAUGAGGACUCACACCGGGGAGCGACCUUACGUCUGCCAGGACUGUGGGAAGGCCUUCUCCAUCUCCUGCCACCUGACCGAACACCGCAGGAUUCACACAGGAGAAAAACCGUUCAGCUGCCCUGAAUGUGGGAAGUGUCUUCGGAGGAAGUUUGACCUGAAGAAGCACAUGUUGUCUCACAGCAACGUCCGUCCCUACGCCUGCACCUUCUGCUCCAAGAGCUACACCCGCAAGACUCACCUCACCAGACACCUGCUGACGCACCGGGCGGCCGGCGGAGAGGCGGGGGAGACCGAGGAGGCGUGAUGUCACUUCCUGUACUUUACAUCUUCUGUUGGUCCGAGCCGACAUGUGGUGAUGCAGCUUGUUUAUCUGGUCAUGUUGCCAUGGGAACCUGCAUGAAUUCAGCUGCUGAUGUGAAAGUCUGCAUGUUAUGAAGCUAACAGAGCACAUAGAGCCACCAUCAGGUUUUACUGUGUGAGGCAGGAAGAUGGAGAUGCUGCAGCUGCUUUCUGAGAGGUCGGCAGGUGGAAACCUGAGCGAGUAAAACCCAGGAGAAAAUCCAUCCAGAAGUCCAGGAACAAACACCAGACAGAAACGCUUCGUAAAUGAGAUGCAAAGUUAAAGCUGCUUUUCAGAUGAAGUUGAAAAAAAUGUAAAUGUAUGAAUGCAGCAGCAGAUAUUUCUGGUAGUAAAUUCUUCCAUCCUCACAGUUUACGACAGAUUUUUCCUUUAACGUCACCUGAAUACCAUCUUAGAAAAUAAGAAGCCUCACAAGGCUGAGAUCUUCGUUUAUUCUUUUAUUCAGACCUUUUAUAAAAUGGUCUGCUGGUCAUUAGAAAGGCUGCAGGGUUCAGACCCAGAGCCUGAUGUUGGCUUAAAAGACUCAACUUUAGUUAAAAAUGGACAGAACGGUGUCGAGAAUAUCCAAAAAUUUGGAAAGAAAUAAAAGAAUAUUUUACAAACCUUCCAGCUGAAGGUCAGCCUGGUUUGAUUUUUCUUUGCCGGCAGCUUCAUGGAGCAACGCUUUGAGCUGGAGGAGAAAUGACACCACCCUUAACGUUUAAAUAAAGACACGAAGCAGCUUUUUUAUGGACGUCUCUGCUUGUAAUGAAAGAAGCUUCAUUUUGGUUUGAUGUGAUUAAAGUUUCUUCUGUUUGCACCCA